AUGAAACUGAAGCAAGGAUCGUUUCUGUGGUACCUCUAUCUGGAUAAACUGUAUUGCUUAUUAUCCGUGAGAAAUGUGAAGGCCUUGGUGGAGUAUUUUCACCUUCUCGAUGUGCACCGCAAGAAAACCUUGAAUGAUGUGCUGUUCUACCACUUCCUUCAUCACGUGACUGACUUGAAACGGAAUCAGAUCACAAUUGUGUUUAACAUGCUGGACUGGAAUGCUGUGGGCGAGAUUGGUUUUGACCAGUUCUACAUGCUGGUUUGCAUACUACUGGCACAGGAAAACCAUUUGGAAGAACAAUUUAUUUUCCGCCAUUCCCGGCCUGUUUUUGAGCUGCUUGACCUGGACAGGGAGCUGAAAAUUGGCCCAGCCAACCUCCACAUGUACAACUUUCUCUUCAAUAUUAAAAAACAGCAACUCAGGGACCUCUACCACGACUUUGACAUCACAGGUGACCGUCAUCUUAAUUACAAGGAAUUUAAGCUGUUUACCAUCUUCUCCCUGGACAAAUACCAGGAGAGUCAGAAAGCAGUGAAAGAGAAGGAGAAAGAGAAAGCUCUGCUCAAAAAGAAAGUGUCACAAGUUCAUGUGAGCCAAAGACAGAGUCUUCUUGGAACAAAUGAAUUUGAAAGUGUAAGUAACUACAACUGUUAACAUGUCUAAAAAUAAAUUUAGAACA
Hippopotamus amphibius kiboko is the source of this 682-nucleotide messenger RNA. RefSeq names its product EF-hand calcium binding domain 9 (gene EFCAB9). The record is from RefSeq and is a predicted model, not a curated record. The transcript is spliced from 4 exons. The coding region runs from base 1 to 657 and encodes 218 amino acids. Gene Ontology annotation, biological process: sperm capacitation; flagellated sperm motility. Gene Ontology annotation, molecular function: calcium ion sensor activity. Gene Ontology annotation, cellular component: sperm principal piece; cytoplasm. NCBI's taxonomy places the organism in Eukaryota, Metazoa, Chordata, Mammalia, Artiodactyla, Hippopotamidae.